This is a messenger RNA of Cordyceps fumosorosea ARSEF 2679, 741 nucleotides long. RefSeq lists its product as hypothetical. NCBI's taxonomy places the organism in Eukaryota, Fungi, Ascomycota, Sordariomycetes, Hypocreales, Cordycipitaceae. Bases 1 to 741 code for a protein of 246 amino acids. The transcript has a single exon. The record is from RefSeq and is a predicted model, not a curated record.
AUGUCUUCCACUCCCAGAUCACCACGACCCUUCACUUCUACUUCCAGCAAGACAGCCGGUACACAGUCGACUCAGAACAUGGAGGCUAGAAGCAGUAGUCCCGACACCGUCACCGGUUGGCCCAGUUUCUCCGAGGACCAGAAGGCGUCCCAGAGCCUUAAGCGACCUCUCCAAGAGGUAGAUGAAGAGAGCCACAGGCUCAAGCGUUACUGCGCCGACCUCUCCGCCGAGUUACGCCACGUCCGGCAGAGCUUAUACAAUACUGAGCUCGAACGUGACACCGCUGAGCAGCUCCGCCGCUCUGCCGAGGCGGACAAAGUCGGCGCUUCUCGGGCUUUCGAGGCCCAUUUGCGCUACAACGAGGAAAGAACCUACAAGGCCGCCUCGAGAGCCCAGAAAGCCGAGGUCGAGCUCCAGGCGAUCACGGCCGUCAAGGACGCCGAGAUUGCCAGCCUCAAGGCCCAGUUGGCCCACCGCAGCGCCUCCCUGGACCUCAGAGAUGCCGAGACCGUCGGUGUCGUCUCUCGGUCCACUCAUCGCAAGGUCGCCCUGAAGCUCAAAACCGAGAUCGCGAGCGUCAAGGCUCACUACGCCCAUCAGGAGGUCUUCUUGAACGCUCACGUCGCCAUCCUCGAGGCGCAGCUGGCUGACAAGGAGGAGGCCGUCCGCAUCGAGCAGGCCCGCUCCGCGGUCAAUCUGCAAUUGAAGGACGAGGAGCUCGCCGCCUACCAGGCCAAAUAA